GAAGUAUCAACACCAGCGCUCUUUGGGUUGAAUCCAUAGAAAUUGUCAAGAGACCCAAGUAUGGCUGCCCAGGGCAAGAAGAGUGCGCCUGCCAAGAUGGCUAAGGGCGAUAAAAAGAAACCCAGCAAGAGCGCCAGUGCCGCACCUCCAGCGAAAUUGGUUUCUGCCAUUUCGGCCUUCUUGUCGGAAUACGGAUUCUCGGCCACCAGUGAAGCUUUCGUGAAGGAACAGACCAAGAAGUCUAUCGACACUAAAAUCGAGUCCAAGAAUGUGCCAUCAUUGCUGGAGCUUUUCCAGACUUGGGAGGGCCAAAGCCAGGCGACAACCACUAGCUCUUCGGACGACUCUUCCUCAAGCAGCAGUGACAGCGACAGCUCGGAUGAAUCUUCGGACUCCGAUGUAGAUAUGGCCGAAGCCCCCAAGGAACAACUCAAAAGACGCGGCUCCUCUUCUUCUUCAUCGUCGUCCUCAUCCUCCUCGUCAUCCGCCUCCUCUUCCAGCUCCUCUUCUGAGAGCGAUUCUGACGAUGAAGAAGAUGAUGAGGCCACUCCCGCAUCUGCUCCUACAUCUCAGGGUGUGAAGCGCAAGGCGGAAUCGAGCUCUUCUUCUUCGGAUUCUGAUUCUGACUCGGACGAAGCUCCCCAGACGAAGAAGACUAAGUUGGCCUCGGAGAAAAAGGCAUCGGAAUCCGAGUCUUCUAGCAGUGAGAGUUCGUCGUCGGAUUCUGAAUCUUCGUCUGAGUCGGGUUCCUCCGACUCGUCUUCUGACUCCGACUCUGACUCCGAUUCUGAUUCUGAUUCUGACUCGGACUCGGACUCGGACUCUGAAUCCGACAGUGAUGAUGCUAAGAAAGCAGACAAGAAGGUUCUGAAAACUGCCACCAAGACGCCCCUUCCUCCUUCCGACUCAAGUUCCAGCGGCUCCUCUUCGGAUGAGUCCUCUUCCAACGAUGAAUCCUCAGGAAGCAGCGGCACCCUUCAAAAUUCAGAAUCCGAGAAUGCCACUAGUGAGCCAGUGCAGUCGUUCAGCGCCAGCCCAGCUCCCGGGGAUGGUCCCGUGAAGAAGAAGCACACCGGCGCUCGCCCUACUCCUCUGGCUGCCCUCAGCGAAUUGCCCCACGAUCAUCCCUCAAAUGAUUAUGUGCCCUAUGCAUAUGCCGAAAAGGCCUGGAAGGAUCUGUCCGUCACCCGCGGCAAAGGUUUCACCAAAGAAAAGAACAAGAAGAAGCGUGGCUCGUACCGCGGAGGACCUAUCGACAUCUCUGGAGGAAAGUCUUUCAAGUUUGACGACUAAUUCGUUCGAGCAAAUGAUACCAUCCUAGACUACUUUUUGCUCUUUGUUUCAGCAGAACUACAAGCUCUGUUGAUGAUUACGAUGAGGUUUUCUGUUAGAUUCACCAAAAGUUUACCGUGUAGGAGAUAAGGAUAGAUCUGCAACAUAGAUCUCGUUUGCUUCGCUUAUAAGCACGGCGCUAAUGGAGUUUGUUUUUUUGUUUUGUUUUGUUUUCUCUCAAGUACUUGGUCGGGUUAAAAUGACUAUGAUAACUCCAUUUUAAUCGUAAAAGAGAAGAAAUAGAUCCAAGCAACAAACCCC
Molecule: messenger RNA, 1593 nt
Organism: Aspergillus ochraceoroseus IBT 24754
Lineage: Eukaryota; Fungi; Ascomycota; Eurotiomycetes; Eurotiales; Aspergillaceae
Product: nucleolar and coiled-body phosphoprotein 1 family protein
Exons: 2
Coding region: 61-1293 (410 amino acids)
Source: RefSeq, a predicted model, not a curated record